AACGUCAAAAUAUGAAGUCUGUCACUUCUCCGAAUGUCCCACAUCCUUCUCGCUUGACGAGAGCCGCGAGAGAAAGCAUAAUACCAUCUCUCGCGACGCGGCGUCAGACCUCGGGAGGACGUAUUUUGUUUUCUCUUUAUCUCUUUCGCUCGUGCGUCUAAAGACAAUAACGCAUCUAACAAGAGACAUCGCGAAAUAUGUGUUCUGCAGCUCGUUUUCCGUGUUCUUGCACAGUGCGGUGUAUUCGCGAUUAAAAUGCCUGAAAACUUGUCCUGCCAGAAGCGAGGUCGCAUCGUCGGACUGGCUCAGGGCGGAAAAUCAGUAGCAGAAAUUGCUGCUGAUAUUCCGUGUUCUAAAAAAACUGUCCGACGAUGGAUACGACGUUUCGCAGAAGGCGGUGAUGACGCUUUGACUGAUCAUCGUCUGCAUAAUCGUCGUCCCCGUAAAAUCGGUGCCGACAAAGUAAAGGCGAUCAUCGCUGCGGCUGCUGAUCGACCGUUCGGUAGCGUUCGGGAGUUCAGCAACGCAGCUGACGUGAAUGUAUCUGAGAGGACAAUCCGGCGUCGUCUUAACGAAGCUGGAUAUCACUGUUACCGUCUAGCGUACAAAAUUCCGCUGACUCCUGUUCAUCGGGAGCAGCGAAUCGCUCAGCCGGCUGAGUCGCGUCGUUGCAUCCAUUCCAGUGACGCGUACGGAAAUUAUUCAGUAUUCUCUUUACAAACAGCAAUGCCACGUACAUCACAGCGUGCUUCAAAAGCGAAGGCUGAUUCUUCCAAAGCUAAACCUAGUAAGAAAACAGAAAAAUUAGAUGAAAAUGGAACUUUGAAUAAAAAGCGUGUAAAUGAUGCAAACGAUGAACCUGCUUCAAAGAGGACAAGAGUCAAUUUAAAGGCAUCAAAAAGUGCUGAUAAAAGCGAGCCAUCUUCGCCAAAGAAGGCGAAGAAUGAACCCAAGCAAAUGUUAAAUAAAAUUGAUACAAACUUGGACGAGAUAGAUUUUGGAUGUGUUAAGACAAAUGAGGAUGGAAAGGAGUAUAAUUUGAAGAUCUGCACUUGGAAUGUUUCUGGAAUCAGAGCUGUCAUCAAGAAAAAUGGAAUCGACUAUAUCACCAAAGAAGAUGCAGAUAUAAUUGCUUUGCAAGAAACAAAGUGUGACAAAGAUAAGAUGCCAGAUGAAGUCAAAUUGCCAGGAUAUCAUCAUUAUUUUGUUGACAGUAAGAAACCAGGUUAUUGCGGAGUUGCUUUGUUGAGCAAGGAAAAGCCAAUUUCUGUGAAAUAUGGCUUAAAUGAUUCUAACUUUGAUAGUGAGGGUAGAAUGAUCACGGCAGAGUUCCCUAAAUUUUUCGUGGUCAAUACUUAUGUGCCAAAUGCUGGUCAGAAGUUGGUGACAUUGCCAAAAAGAUUGGAGUGGAAUAAAGCAUUCAAAAAAUGUGUUGAGGAAUUGGAUAAAAAAAAACCAGUCAUCAUAUGUGGUGACAUGAAUGUAGCUCACCAAGAAAUUGAUUUAAAGAAUCCUAAAACAAACACGAAAAAUGCUGGAUUUACUAAAGAAGAACGAGAUGAUAUGACCGACUUUUUAGCCGCUGGAUUUGUAGAUACCUUCAGAGCAUUAUAUCCUGAGACAGAGGGUGCAUAUACAUUCUGGUCGUAUUUUGCUAAUGCGCGUAGUAAGAAUAUUGGAUGGCGACUAGACUAUUUCUUAACAUCUGAACGGAUUAAGAAUAAAGUGUGCGAUAAUGUUAUAAGGAAGCAGGUUUACGGCAGCGAUCAUUGUCCUGUAAUACUUUACAUCAAUUUGUAAUUUGUAUCAAUAAUAAACAUUUUGUGUGUGUUGUAUGAAAA
Molecule: messenger RNA, 1841 nt
Organism: Solenopsis invicta (red fire ant)
Lineage: Eukaryota; Metazoa; Arthropoda; Insecta; Hymenoptera; Formicidae
Gene: Rrp1
Product: exodeoxyribonuclease
Exons: 8
Coding region: 256-1800 (514 amino acids)
Biological process (GO): base-excision repair
Cellular component (GO): nucleus
Molecular function (GO): DNA binding; phosphoric diester hydrolase activity; double-stranded DNA 3'-5' DNA exonuclease activity
Source: RefSeq, a predicted model, not a curated record